Molecule: messenger RNA, 981 nt
Organism: Fonsecaea monophora
Lineage: Eukaryota; Fungi; Ascomycota; Eurotiomycetes; Chaetothyriales; Herpotrichiellaceae
Product: putative phospholipid-transporting ATPase NEO1
Exons: 1
Coding region: 1-981 (326 amino acids)
Source: RefSeq, a predicted model, not a curated record
AUGCCCGAGGAGGCGGAAAUGGUUUAUACAAGGCUUCGGGCGAAAUGGGGUCUCGCAGCGAGUGCACCUUCACCGGUGUCGCCCGAGUCUCUGGCAAACAUGGCCCAGCAAAUUGUGUCACAGCCAGUGCCUGACUUGAUGGCGAUCAAUGUUCAAAGGCAACAGCAGUCGCAAGCUCAGCGUGGGACUUCAAUGUCACAGUAUGCAGGCGGAUAUUCCGCGCCCAUGGCUGCCUCACCCACAGAGGCGAUUGACUCCAGACGAACAUCCGGAACACCGUCCAUGCCACCACAGUCCACAGCCGACCUUUCUCGAGACUCUCGUCGUAUUCGGGCUUCAACUUACCUUACCAAAGCACAACAAGAUGCAUGGAAUGCACACCAAGCUCGAAUCGCAGCCAACGCAGCUGCGACAUCCUCUAACCAAGCAGGGACUGCUGGCGACCAGAAUGCCGCCAGAUUGUUUGGUGGAGUUGAAAGUCUGAUUGAGGAGACACAAGACUGGUUCUUUAAGGAUCAGAACCAAUUGGCUGUGGGUUUCGAAAACUGGGGGUCUGAGCCGCCAGAUUGGGGAACCCUAGAUCUGAGCUUCUUUGACACACCAGAAACGGGCAGCAGUACAAACGCAAAUACGAAUGGUAACUCACCGUCCUACAAUGGACUGCAGUACUCGUAUGAUUCGGGUGGAGGAGACGGAGGAACCAACCCGGGCGUCGUGACAAGCCAGGCCGGAUACGGAUUUGGACUUACCGGAGACAGGUAUCCAACCACUACCGACACGGAUAUUGAUGGCUUUCCCACGAACGGAACGAAUGGAAUGAACGGUUUAAUGGGACCAGGCAUGAGCUUACAGUUAGGAAUGAAUAUGGAUACGAGCGGGAACGGUUCAUUGGCGACUGGCAUGGGACUGGGUAUGGGCGGGCCUGGAGCUUCUAAACGCUCUUCUCAGAUUCAAGGAUUUGAUGAUGAGGCAUAUUAUUGA